GUCAAUGUUUAAUGCAGGUGUAGGUUAUGUUAAACGCCAAAAUGUAAAUAAAUAUUUAAAAAAUCAGUUUUCAUUUAACUGAUCAGUAUUAAACCAUACCAGUAAUUUUUCCGAUACAGAACUUCUCUGUUCAAUUCAAAUAGGUAAAAAUUGCAUUCCUGAAAGUUAGAAGUGGAAGGACCAAAGGUACAAGGCGCAAAAUUUUAUCACUAAUUAAUGCAAGUAGUGACAAAUUUAUUUCGGAAUGAUAACAGCUUUCUAAAGAACUCCUCUCGAGUUUCUAUUGUUGCAGUUGCACAAUGCACGUCGUUAACUACUUUAUAUUAUAUUGGAAACCACUGUUUUGGUUGUUAAUCUUUUUGUUAGUGAUGUGUUUAAGUAAUAUGUUCUUUGUAUUACCCAUUACCGGUUUUUCUUUACUUGGAUAUGUUGUAAUUGUUGCGGUGUCAAGUACCUGGAUUAGUUUCGUAACCCUUCAGAAUUUUCUUCAACAAAAUAAAUCUAUCGACGUAUCGAGACUACUUAAACUCAAGACAGAAUCCAAGCAAAAGGAGGAUUUAGAUGAUCUGACAUCAGUUACACAGUUAACUGUGGACAUUGAUAAAUAUUUUAUUAAAAAAUGGUUCGUUUAUAUAAGUUCGGAUCCAACAUUUAAUGAGGAAAGUAAAAUGCUUCUUGAAGAGAUUCUUAAGAAAAUGAUGAAUGUUCAGUUGAGUCUUGAGAAUGAAGUCAUUAUUCAUGGGAUAUUUAAUUUAUAUCUGAAACAUUUGAAGGAGUUUCGCAGAAGUUUAAAACGAAGAGACAAAUAUCCAGGAAAAAUCAGUGAUUUAUACAGGUAUUCACACACUUGUAGCAGCUCCAAAAAGGACAAAAAUUACUUCAUUCAUCAGCUCACUGUUAAUUUAUUGAAUCAUUUCAUCAACUGGGAAUUAGGAAAUUCACUUCCGUACCAAAUUCUAGUCUCCAUAAUUUCCAAAAAAGUGAUGUUUUAUAUUUUAAAUUUAAUCUCAAAUCCAGAGUUUUUAAAUUAUUAUAUAUUAACAGCAUGCGCUUCGAACAAUAAGAAGCUAGAUUUAAAGCUUGAAAACUACAAUAGUGUUAAAAUUGUCCAGAUAACAGAGAAAGGUGAUGUCACGCCAACCGACAUGGUUAAAUCUGGUAGUAAAGUUAGUUUGAAUAAGCUUGAUACCAUAACUGAACCUUUCGUGAUCAAAGAAGUGACUGAAGUUGAUGGUUCUCCACCGACUAUUACUGAUUACAGUGAAAUUAAGACUGAUGAGGUUAAAAUUUAUGAACCAAAAAGUUGUAAAACUUGGUAUGAUACUUUAGAUUUGACUUCUAUUCCUUUGGGACAAGAUAUUCUUGAUACAAUAAGUUUGGGAGAGUCAGACAAAGAAAUUGAUACAGCGGCUACAGAUCAUGACAAAGAAGUAUUAUCUCCAAUAACGUCCGCUAAGAAUUUGCUCGAUGAAAUGAAACAUAUUACAACUCUUGAAGGUUUCAGAACUUCCAUGAAACCAAUAAGUGAUGCCACCGCCAGUACAUUCCACAAUAUUAAGGACUUUCAAGAGAGUACUGUAAAUAAUGUUGUUAAACCUGUUUCACAAGUCACAUCAACAGCUUUACAUAGGAUUGGAGGAUUACAUUUGCAGGUUUGUGCAUUUUGUGACUCACAUUCUCAAAUACAGGAUUUAAUUUAGACAGUAGCAAAGGCAAAAGCAUGAGGUUAAAAAUUGAAGGCAAUAAUCAGUUUACAUAACAACAUAAUUAUGCGCAUUAAU
Zophobas morio is the source of this 1781-nucleotide messenger RNA. RefSeq lists its product as uncharacterized. Gene Ontology annotation, cellular component: early endosome. The coding region runs from base 300 to 1700 and encodes 466 amino acids. NCBI's taxonomy places the organism in Eukaryota, Metazoa, Arthropoda, Insecta, Coleoptera, Tenebrionidae. The record is from RefSeq and is a predicted model, not a curated record. Gene Ontology annotation, molecular function: phosphatidylinositol binding. The transcript has 3 exons.